Molecule: messenger RNA, 414 nt
Organism: Phytophthora sojae
Lineage: Eukaryota; Oomycota; Peronosporomycetes; Peronosporales; Peronosporaceae
Exons: 1
Source: RefSeq, a predicted model, not a curated record
GUGGAGGGCACCCUUGACAAGGGCUCCGUGCUGAGUGCGUACUACAAGUAUCACGGUCUUUUGCAACAAUGCGCCGAAAGCAUUAAACUGUAUGGCCAAUACCACCAUUUAGCACGCGCGAACCCGAUGAUGGCAGGGUUUGUGAUGUUAGAUUGUGAUAUGGUUUUUCUGCUCAUGUCGAGCCGAGUUUUGUCGCUGACAUCGAGAUUCAAAGCGUUCGGACACCUUUACAAUGCGCUUUUAAAGGAGGGGUUUCUUCCGCACAUCCCAUUCAUCGACGAGUAUCUGGAGAUUUAUGAAGAAAUUAUCUUUACUCCGUGCCGAGCCGCAGCUGUGCAUGGCCGUUAUACCCGCACCUAUCUGCUGAGCUCAAACUUGAAUGCAAGGGCAGUCAAUGCAGUUUUCAAAAACGAC